This is a messenger RNA of Cydia strobilella, 2587 nucleotides long. Its product is annotated as beta-alanine transporter-like. Gene Ontology annotation, biological process: transmembrane transport. The record is from RefSeq and is a predicted model, not a curated record. Gene Ontology annotation, molecular function: transmembrane transporter activity. The coding region runs from base 92 to 2587 and encodes 831 amino acids. Gene Ontology annotation, cellular component: membrane. NCBI's taxonomy places the organism in Eukaryota, Metazoa, Arthropoda, Insecta, Lepidoptera, Tortricidae. The transcript has 16 exons.
GCUGAAGUGGUCGGCGCUGCGCGUGCGCGCGCGCCGCCAACCGCCGCCGGCGCGCGCCACUCCGAGCUGAGCGGUCCACCCAGCCGCAGAAAUGGACUUCGACGCGAUCCUCGAGGAUGUGGGCGGCUGGGGCCGCUACCAGAAGCUGGUAGUGUACGGAGUGCUCCUCCCUGCUGUGUUGCCCUGCGGGUUCCAUGCUUAUGCUCAGCUCUUCAUGGCGGCGGAGCUCCCGCACUGGUGCGCGCCGCCGCCGCACCUCGACCCGCAGGACAAUAGGAACAUGAGCAUCCCCAUGGAGCUCCGGAACGGCGUGCUGCAGUACUCGCAGUGCAGCAUGUACGAGCUGAACUCACUCAGCCAGCUUCCAGAACCGGCUGAUCGGCGCGUUGUGCCCUGUACUAACGGCUGGCACUACGACCGGAGUGUCUACAAAAAUACUGUCGUCAGCGAGUGGAAUCUGGUGUGCAGCAAGGACUUUUACCCCACGCUGGGGCUCGUGCUGCUGGCGGUCGGCGGCAUCGUUGGCAACUACAUUUUUGGAUAUCUGCAGGACACUCUGGGCCGCAAGCCGUCGUUCUUCAUUUACCUGCUGAUCGAGUGCGUGUUCGGCGUGGCCACCGCCUUCGCGCAUAACUUCGCACUGUGGGCAGCCUUCCGCGUUGGCGUGGGGUUCACCGUGCCCGCCAUCAUGGCCACGCCCUACGUGCUGGCGAUCGAGCUGGUGGGCCCCCGGCACCGCACGCUGUGCACCAUCCUGUCUAACAUCGCGUACUCGACGGGGCUCAUCCUGUUGGCCGGCGUGGUGUGGCUAGUGCGCGACUGGCGGCAGCUGGCGCUGGCCACCAGCCUGCCCUUCCUCGCCCUCUUCCUGUACCUGUGGCCGAUGCCCGAGUCGCCCCGCUGGUUGCUGGCCAGGGGACACUUCGACAAGGCCGAGGUCAUACUGCGGAACAUGGCUAGGAUCAACAAGAAAUCUUUGCCGGCCAACUACAUGGUGCACCUGCGGCGGAGGUACGAGUCGGAGAAGCUGCAGCAAGAACUUGAGCGGGAGAAGUCGCGCCAGUACGGCGUGCUGGACCUGUUCCGCACGCCCAACCUGCGCAAGAAGACCAUCAUCAUAACCUUCAUCUGGUUCACCAAUACCAGCGUGUAUGUCGGGCUGUCGUACUACGCGCCGGUGCUGGGCGGCGACGAGUUCCUGAACUUCUUCCUAGCGGGCGUGGUGGAGCUGCCCACGUACCUGUUCUUGUGGCCCAGCAUGGAGCGCCUGGGCCGCCGAUGGACGCUCUGCAUGAGCAUGGUGGUCGGCGGCGUGGCCUGCCUCACCACGUUCCUGGUGCAGCACGAAGAGCAUGUGACGUUGGCGCUGUACUGCGUGGGGAAGAUGGGCAUCUCAUCAGCGUUUGUGGUGCUGCCCCUGAUGGCGUCGGAGCUGUACCCCACCGUGGUGCGCGGGCUCGGCAUGAGCCUCAGCUCCGUGCUGGGCAUGCUGGGGCCCAUCUUCAUCCCGCUGGUCAACUACCUGGUGCACUCGCUGUUCCACAUCCCGCACCUACUGAUGUACCGGCGGCUCGGGAUCCUCACGGCCUUCUGGAGUCUCGUCGGCGUGGGACUCGUUGUCGGAGCUGUCAUGGAGACGGAGCCGUUGUACGACAUCUGGAUCUGGUACUCGACGGUGUACGUGCCGGUGAUGCUGAUCAUCAUGUGCAUCGUGCUGACGGCGUCCGUGUGGGCCAUGGACCUCAAGCCGCUGCGCGCCAUCUUCGCCACCAUCGCCGUGCUCUUCUAUCUGUUUAUGUUCUACUGCAUCAUAUUCGUGCAAACGGAGAAGAGGAAGAUCUUCUCAACGACGACGCCGACGACGACGACGACGACGCCGUGCCCCUGGUGCCCCACCUGCACCACGCCCACAUGCACCACACCCGAGCCGGCCCCGAAGCCCCAGCUGGUCCUGCGCACGCUCGAGAUGCUAUUUAACGAGAACAACCUGAGCGAUGACGAGAGCAUCACCACGUCGUUCAACAGCACGGACCGUGACUGGACGCUGGACUGGUACUUCCACCCGCCCUUCUCCAUCGCCAAGCCCGGCGCCACCAUCUUCGUGGGCACCGUCAGCAUAGUGCACUCGCUGUGUCAUAUCCCGCACCUGCUGAUGUACCGGCGGCUUGGGAUGUUCACGGCCUUCUGGAGCAUCGUCGGCCUGGGACUCAUAUUUGGAGCCAUACUGAAGGACGAGUGGCUGUACGACAUCUGGAUCUGGUACUCGUGCGUGUACGUGCCCGUGAUGCUGGUCACCAUGUACGUGGUGCUCACGGGGGCCGUGUGGGCGCUCCACAUACAGCCCCUGCGCGCCGUCUUCGCCACCGUCGCCAUCCUCUUCUACCUGUUUAUGUUCUAUUGUAUCGUAUACGUGAUGAGCGAGAAGAGGAAACUAUUCACGACGACAAAGCCACCGACACCGACGACGACGUCGCCGUGCCCCUUCUGCCCGCAGUGCACCACGCAGCGCUGCACCACCCCCUCCACCACCCAGCCCACGACCAAGGCAGCGCUGCGCCUCAUCCAGUACCUCAGCGACCGCGUCUGA